AUGGCAGAGUGGGCGGGGUUUAGUGUAUUCGUUGAGUUGCGCGGUGGAUGGUUGGUUGGUCGGUCGUUGUGUAUUUGUGCAGGCGCUCCGCGAUAUAGCAACGGCUCAGCAGGAGGAGGAGGGGGAAGACCACGGGAAAGAGGGUUUGAUAAAAGUAGUAGUGUAGUGAGUGCUAGUUUACUUGCGCUGUUUCCAUGGUCCAUCCUGUUGUGCAUCUGUGGAACGGAUGGGUGGCAGUAA
This is a messenger RNA of Enterobius vermicularis (human pinworm), 240 nucleotides long. Lineage: Eukaryota; Metazoa; Nematoda; Chromadorea; Rhabditida; Oxyuridae. The record is from the annotation of a GenBank genome assembly.